This is a messenger RNA of Odocoileus virginianus texanus, 1725 nucleotides long. NCBI's taxonomy places the organism in Eukaryota, Metazoa, Chordata, Mammalia, Artiodactyla, Cervidae. The record is from RefSeq and is a predicted model, not a curated record.
AUGUAUGGAAGUGCAAGAACAAUCACGAAUCUGGAAGGUAGCCCUUCCAGAUCCCCUCGUUUGCCACGGUCUCCUCGUCUGGGCCACCGAAGAACGAGUAGUGGGGGAGGUGGAGGAACAGGCAAGACUCUGUCCAUGGAGAACAUCCAGUCCCUCAAUGCAGCCUAUGCUACAUCUGGACCCAUGUAUCUGAGCGAUCAUGAGGGGGUGGCCUCAACAACUUACCCAAAGGGCACUAUGACUCUGGGAAGGGCCACAAAUCGAGCUGUAUAUGGAGGCCGAGUCACAGCUAUGGGGAGUAGUCCCAAUAUUGCCUCUGCUGGACUUUCCCACACAGACGUCCUUUCAUACACGGAUCAGCAUGGUGGUCUGACCAGCUCAUCCCAUCAUCACCACCACCAGGUCCCUUCCAUGUUGAGGCAGGUAAGAGAUAGCACCAUGUUAGACCUUCAAGCCCAGCUCAAGGAACUUCAGAGAGAGAAUGACCUCCUACGAAAAGAGCUCGACAUCAAGGAUAGCAAGUUGGGAUCUUCCAUGAACAGUAUCAAGACCUUUUGGAGUCCUGAGCUCAAGAAGGAGAGAGUCUUGAGGAAAGAAGAGGCAGCUCGGAUGUCUGUCCUCAAGGAGCAGAUGAGGGUUUCCCAUGAAGAAAAUCAGGUCAAUGCCAACGGCAGUGUCCUGCUGAGUGAGAUCGUGGGCACUAUCAAGCUCAAAGUGUUUCUGUCGGGAAUGCCAGAGCUGCGGCUGGGCCUCAAUGACCGUGUACUCUUCGAGCUCACUGGCCGGAGCAAGAACAAGUCUGUGGAGCUGGAGGAUGUGAAAUUCCACCAGUGUGUGCGGCUCUCUUGCUUUGACAAUGACCGCACCAUCUCCUUCAUCCCGCCCGACGGUGACUUUGAGCUCAUGUCCUACCGCCUUAGCACCCAGGUCAAGCCACUGAUCUGGAUUGAAUCUAUCAUUGAGAAAUUCUCACACAGCCACUUGGAAAUCAUGGUCAAGGCCAAGGGGCAGUUUAAAAAGCAGUUGGUGGCUAACGGCGUAGAGAUAUCUGUGCCCGUACCCAGCGAUGCUGACUCCCCUCGCUUCAAGACCAGUGUGGGCAGCGCCAAGUAUGUGCCAGAGAAGAACAUGGUUAUUUGGAGCAUCAGGUCUUUCCCGGGGGGCAAGGAGUACCUGAUGCGCGCCCACUUUGGCCUCCCCAGCGUGGAGAAGGAGGAAGUAGAGGGCCAGCCCCCCACUGGGGUGAAGUUUGAGAUCCCCUAUUUCACUGUCUCCAGGAUCCAGCACCUUCAGUUGACAAUCCAGGCCCUUCAAGAUGAGCUGCGAACCCAGAGAGACCUCAACCACCUCCUGCAGCAAGAGAGUGGCAACCGAGGAGCAGAGCACUUCACCAUCGAACUGACGGAGGAGAACUUCCGGCGGCUCCAAGCUGAGCAUGACAGACAGGCUAAGGAGCUGUUCCUAUUGAGGAAGACCUUGGAGGAAAUGGAGCUGAGAAUCGAGACACAGAAACAGACCCUCAAUGCCCGAGACGAGUCAAUUAAAAAGCUUCUUGAGAUGUUGCAGAGUAAAGGUUUGCCGUCCAAAAGUCUUGAGGAUGACAAUGAACGGACACGUCGGAUGGCAGAGGCUGAGUCUCAAGUCAGCCACUUGGAAGUGAUUUUAGACCAGAAAGAGAAGGAAAACAUACAUCUUAGAGAGGAAUUACACCAAGAAUCUUUUUGA